This is a messenger RNA of Rasamsonia emersonii CBS 393.64, 1467 nucleotides long. RefSeq lists its product as uncharacterized. Gene Ontology annotation, cellular component: nucleus. The transcript has 2 exons. NCBI's taxonomy places the organism in Eukaryota, Fungi, Ascomycota, Eurotiomycetes, Eurotiales, Trichocomaceae. Gene Ontology annotation, molecular function: guanyl-nucleotide exchange factor activity; small GTPase binding. Gene Ontology annotation, biological process: protein import into nucleus. The coding region runs from base 1 to 1467 and encodes 488 amino acids. The record is from RefSeq and is a predicted model, not a curated record.
AUGCCAUCAGCCAAAUCGUCUUCUAAUUGGGACUUCACUGCGGUGAUUGAUCUCCUUCACUCUCCCACGAAUCCGACCGUUGACCCGUACCGUCCUCGGCAUCGUGAGCUUCCGCCUGAUUCGGAUCGAGGCCAGUCGGAGUCCAACAGCCGGACUUCGGUGUCCUCUACCCAGCCAAAGGAUAUCCCACAUCAGGAUGCAGGUCAUCGGAGGCUUGGGGACUUUGGAUCCCUCUGGGACCUUAUCAAUCAGCCACCUCAGCUGGCCUUUGAUAAUGGUCACAUACCUGUGGAAGCAGUAGACUGCGACACGAGCCCCCGCAAACCGUCGUCCUCCGACCUCUAUACGUCGCAGACUCCUCCACAGACUCCUCCACAGAAAGUAUCCAUUUUGAAACGCCAUGAUAGCCGCACAAACACAAAGACAGAGACGUCAGACCUGUCUGACUUGUCUGACCAUGAUGCCAUUCCCGAAGCCGUCUCAGACUCGUCUACAGGAGUAGACUCCGUUGAGGAUGUCAGCAUAUUCGACUCUCCCGUUCCACGACCGUCCAGUCUAUCAUUUAUUCCUCCCCAAGUUGGCUCACCAUCUGGGAAAUCAGACCCUGUUCUGACACCUCCUUCUUCCUGCGAUGAGCUGGAUGGGAGCCCUAACAGGACUUCCCCGAGGCACCAUGGUAAAGCCGAAUCUGCUGUCGUGCCAUCCACCAAAUACAAGUCGUCAGCCGAGAGGAAAGCUGGUCUGAUGAUCAAAUUAUUAAAGCAAUUUCCUGAGUUCGCGGUGCAUAUCUCGUCCAGCAAGAAGAAGCAUCCGGAUCCUUCUUUACAGGUCCAUGUUUUUGUUGAUUCUUCUAAUAUUAUGAUCGGAUUUCAUGAUUGUUACAAAAUAUCCCAAAACAUCCCGGUCUCGACCCGCAUCCGUCGGCUCCCAUUGUCGUUUCAUAACUUUUCACUUAUUUUGGAGCGCGGCCGACCUGCGGCUAAGAGGGUCCUUGUGGGCUCCGAUCGUUUUCCAGCGAUAAACGAAGCCGAGAAGAUUGGCUACGAAACGAAUAUUCUGGAUCGCGUUCACAAAGCGAAACAGUGGACGCCCCGUCAACUGAAGUUCCGAAACGCCUUCUCUAAUGGGGUACAUAGCGGCUCUGAGAUGGGCUCUUCCCCUGAGGAGCGGUGGGUGGAACAGGGUGUGGACGAAAUUCUGCACCUGAAGAUGUUGGAAAGCCUGGUGGAUGCUGAAAAGCCAGCCACCAUGGUGCUUGCCACCGGGGAUGCGGCGGAAGCCGAGUACUCUGGUGGAUUUUUGAAGAUGGUCGAACGCGCGCUGCGCAAGGGAUGGACGGUCGAGCUUGUCAGCUUUUCUACGAACACCAGCUAUGCUUACAAGCGGAAGGAGUUCCGUGCGAAGUGGGGAUCUCGAUUCAAGAUGAUCAAUUUGGAGGAUUAUGUCGAAGAGCUUCUGGACGUGUAG